Messenger RNA from Durusdinium trenchii, 1021 nucleotides. The record is from the annotation of a GenBank genome assembly. Lineage: Eukaryota; Dinophyceae; Suessiales; Symbiodiniaceae.
GGAGAUGCCCUCAUUGCUGGAGAACCCCACGGAGGACCUGGACAUUGGAGAGCAGCCAUGCCUUUUUGCGCGUGCUUGGGGCCCCAACACCCACAAGACCAUUCUCCGGAAUGUCUCCCGUUUGAUCGAUCAGGAAACCUGGUGGCACAUCCCGGAGAUCCAAAACGCUUGCGCGAUCGAAUUUGUGAUGGAUGAGAUCGUCAAGGAGCUCCUGGCGGACUUGCGGGCUUCUGAGGCCGAGAAGAGUGGUCUGAACCGAACGCCUUCGCUGAUCUCCCGGAUGAUGCCGCCGGCCAUGGGGCUCAACAGGCUGCCCUCCUUCCACCAGCAAGCUUUGCACAAGGAACAGACGGGGCCCGCCACGCAGCUUGCAAAGAAGAUGCACCUCCCGAAAGCCAAGGCCUUGCAUCGCCGUGGCUCUGGGAGCAGGUUGUCCUCCAAUCGGAGCCUGGCAGAUUUGGCUCUCAUGGGCGGACUUCCACCCUGAUGCCGCCGGCUUCUCCGCUCAACGCCACGAGCGGCUUCGGCCGUCCCAGCGGCACGGUUCAGCCACCGGAUGUUUGGGUCUCGGACUCACCAGAGAAGCCCCAAAGGUAGAAGAUCAGGAGACCUUAAUGGCACUUUCUGAUGGGGCUACCAUGGGGUUGUAGCCAGUCUGGUCUGGAGAUCUGGUUUGGCGGGCUUCGAGAAUCUUCCGCAAGGCGAGUGGCGCCACUCGCAUGCAUCUUCCCAACUUUUUGAUUGAAUGCCGUUGCACGGCGGGGGUCACUUUCAAUGGACCUAAUGGGCCGUUCGUUGGGCCUGCAGACCUUGAUGAUUCGAAAAUAAAGAGGUCGCUGGCGUGGGUGCCACGGGAGCCCAAAGACAUGGGGAGUUGGCCAGGGUUCUUUCCUUGGGAUUCCGGCGUGUUUGGACAUGCAGACUUUAGGCUGGAAUUGUUUGAUGUUUAGAUUCUAGAAUGCUCUAAGAACAACCGUCAUGCACCCCUUUCGGGGUCCCUUGACAUUCUUCUCCUCAGGGC